UGGGCGGGACCAGUAGACUGCGAGUCAAUCAGAGGAAACCGUUACGCGACGCUCGUUUAGCAUCACUCCAUCCGACCGGGUCGCUGAGAAUAGCGUUAAUUCAGAUAAUUAAGAUAAUUCAGAUCGAAAUGUUACAUCUGCGUUCUUUGUCGGGGCUCACAGACGUGUUCCAGUCCAACCUUAAGCGGCCCUUGUCCUGCGUGGCGGGGGGGAGCAAAGCGCGAUGUCUCAGCAGCGAGUGGCCGGCGGGGAGGCUGCCGAACCGGGGCAGCUGGGCACCUGCUCCGGCCCCCUGGAGCCUCCACCGAACCCCGGCCGCCCGGCCCCCGCACCCGGCCGUACACACGCAGACCAGAGCCCUCUGCUCCAAGAGCGACGGCGGCGGUGAGACGAGCAAGGACUCGGCCGCGGAGAAGAGAAGGAAGGCGGGCAUCCUGCCCAGCCUGGAGGACCUCCUGUUCUACACCAUCGCCGAGGGCCAGGAGAGGAUCCCCGCCCACAAGUUCACCACGGCUUUGAAGGCCACUGGUCUCCGGACCGGAGACCCCCGCCUCAAGGAGUGUAUGGAGAUGCUGAAGGUCAUCAUGAAGACCACGUCGGAUGGAGCCCUGGACCGGCACCUUUUCAAGAAGUGUGUGCAGAGUAACAUCGUGCUGCUGACGCAGGCGUUCCGCAAGAAGUUCGUCAUCCCGGACUUCCAGCCCUUCUGCGCGCACAUCGACGAGCUCUACCACAACGCCAAGAAGAUACCUGGGGGGCAGGUGGCGGACUACAUCCCCCAGCUGGCCCGCUUCAGCCCCGACCUCUGGGCCGUGUCCCUCUGCACCGUAGACGGACAGAGGCACACGGUGGGGGACACCAAGGUGCCGUUCUGCCUGCAGUCGUGUGUGAAGCCGCUGAAGUACGCCAUCGCCGUGCACGACCACGGCACCGACUACGUGCACCGCUUCAUCGGCAAGGAGCCCAGCGGCCUGCGCUUCAACAAGCUCUUCCUCAACGAGGACGAUAAACCCCACAACCCCAUGGUGAACGCCGGAGCCAUUGUGUGCACGUCACUUAUUAAGCACGGAGCGAGCAACGCUGAGAAGUUCGACUAUGUUAUGGACUUCAUGAACAAAUUGGCUGGAAAUGAGUAUGUAGGCUUCAGCAAUGCCACGUUCCAGUCAGAGCGAGAGUCAGGGGACCGCAACUUUGCUAUUGGCUACUACCUGAAGGAGAAGAAGUGUUUCCCCGAGGGAACGGACAUGACCUCCAUCCUGGAUUUCUACUUCCAGCUCUGUUCCAUCGAGGUCACCUGUGAGAGCGCUAGCGUCAUGGCGGCCACACUGGCCAACGGCGGCUUCUGUCCAAUCACAGGAGAGCGUGUCCUGAGCCCGGAGGCGGUGCGGAACACCCUGAGCCUCAUGCACUCCUGUGGCAUGUACGACUUCUCAGGCCAGUUCGCCUUCCACGUGGGCCUGCCGGCCAAGUCUGGGGUGUCGGGGGGGAUCCUGCUGGUGGUGCCCAACGUGAUGGGGGUCAUGUGUUGGUCGCCCCCGCUGGACAAGUUGGGCAACAGUGUCAGAGGGAUCCGCUUCUGCACCGAUCUGCUGUCUCUGUGUAACUUCCACAACUACGACAACCUGAAACACUUCGCCAAGAAACUGGACCCCCGCAGGGAGGGGGGAGACCAGAGGGUGAAGUCUGUGAUUAAUCUGCUGUUUGCUGCCUACACUGGAGACGUGUCCGCGCUGAGGAGGUUUGCCCUGUCCUCCAUGGAUAUGGAGCAGAGGGACUACGACUCGCGGACGGCGCUCCAUGUGGCGGCAGCCGAAGGUCAUGCUGAGGUGGUUCGGUUCCUCCUGGAGGCCUGUAAGGUCAACGCAGUCCCUAAAGACAGGUGGGGGAACACCCCUAUGGACGAGGCGGUGCAUUUCGGCCAUCAUGACGUGGUCACCAUCCUGCAGGACUACCACCCCCCCCCCCAGCCCCCCCCAGCCCCCCCAGACCACCGAGGUGGCAGGGAACAACCUGGACGGCCUGCUGUAGCCCUUAACCCCCCCUCUGUUAGCCCUUAACCCCCCCUCUGGGAACAACCUGGACGGCGUGCUGUAGCCCUUAACCCCCCCUCUGUUAGCCCUUAACCCCCCCUCUGGGAACAACCUGGACGGCCUGCUGUAGCCCUUAACCCCCCCUCUGUUAGCCCUUAACCCCCCCUCUGGGAACAACCUGGACGGCCUGCUGUAGCCCUUAACCCCCCCUCUGUUAGCCCUUAACCCCCCCUCUGGGAACAACCUGGACGGCCUGCUGUAGCCCUUAACCCCCCCUCUGUUAGCCCUUAACCCCCCCUCUGGGAACAACCUGGACGGCGUGCUGUAGCCCUUAACCCCCCCUCUGUUAGCCCUUAACCCCCCCUCUGGGAACAACCUGGACGGCCUGCUGUAGCCCUUAACCCCCCCUCUGUUAGCCCUUAACCCCCCCCUCUGGGAACAACCUGGACGGCCUGCUGUAGCCCUUAACCCCCCCUCUGUUAGCCCUUAACCCCCCCUCUGGGAACAACCUGGACGGCGUGCUGUAGCCCUUAACCCCCCCUCUGUUAGCCCUUAACCCCCCCUCUGGGAACAACCUGGACGGCCUGCUGUAGCCCUUAACCCCCCCUUCUGUUAGCCCUUAACCCCCCCCCCCUCUGGGAACAACCUGGAUGGCCUGCUGUAGCCCUUAACCCCCCCUCUGUUAGCCCUUAACCCCCCCUCUGUUAGCCCUUAACCCCCCCCCCCCCGGGAACAACCUGGACGGCCUGCUGUAGCCCUUAACCCUCCCUCUGUUAGCCCUUAACUCCCCCCUCUGUUAGCCCUAAACCCCCCCUCUGUUAGCCCUUAACCCCCCCUCUGUUAGCCCUUAACCCCCCCUCUGGGAACAACCUGGAUGGCCUGCUGUAGCCCUUAACCCCCCCCUCUGUUAACCCUUAACCCCCCCUCCCCCCUCUGUUAGCCUUUAACCUCACCCUGUUAGCCCUUAACCCCACCCUCAACUCCUUCAUUUCCCAUUAACCUUGGCCUGAAUUCAACUCUUAUCCCUCAACCCCUGAAGGGACCAUCCACUUACUCUGAAAAAUACUCCCCCGUCUUUUCCCCGCCCCCUUUGUAUUGGCCCCGCCCCUUCAUUAAACAAUCAACUGUCUGUGUUUCUGGUCGUGUUACAAGGUCUUGCGUAGAAAUAUGACGAUGCAUUCUAAAGGAACACUGCUUUGAUGCCUCCACAAAUAUAUACUGAUGUUAGAACUGUUGAUAUGACUGGUUUAUACUAGACUGGUUUACACUAGUCUAGACUGGUUUACACUAGUCUAGACUGGUUUACACUGGUUGAGACUAGUCUAGACUGGGUGACACUUGUUGAGGCUGGUUUAUCAGCAGUUUUCAAUCUGUCAGUCUGUUGUGUUGAGUUGUCAAAUGCUCCAACUUAAAGUGUGUGUAUAUUUGUGUGUGCAGUGUAAGGUUUCAGUGUGAUCGGACAGCAGGGUUACGCAGACGACGUCCGAGCAGGUGAAAGACGUCAGAUCUUUGUGAUGGAUGUUAUUUAUUUGUAAAAGCGACAGUGAUCCUUUCUCAUGACGCCGUCCGUCGCGGCGGUGACGUGUGUAUUUAUAAAGCCUGUGUACAUAAACCUGAA
This is a messenger RNA of Gadus morhua (Atlantic cod), 3648 nucleotides long. RefSeq names its product glutaminase kidney isoform, mitochondrial. The coding region runs from base 129 to 2057 and encodes 642 amino acids. Gene Ontology annotation, biological process: L-glutamine catabolic process. The record is from RefSeq and is a predicted model, not a curated record. Gene Ontology annotation, molecular function: glutaminase activity; protein binding. The transcript has 18 exons. Lineage: Eukaryota; Metazoa; Chordata; Actinopteri; Gadiformes; Gadidae.